Pestalotiopsis fici W106-1 is the source of this 1431-nucleotide messenger RNA. RefSeq lists its product as uncharacterized. Gene Ontology annotation, molecular function: metal ion transmembrane transporter activity. The transcript is spliced from 6 exons. Gene Ontology annotation, biological process: transmembrane transport; metal ion transport. Gene Ontology annotation, cellular component: membrane. Bases 1 to 1431 code for a protein of 476 amino acids. Lineage: Eukaryota; Fungi; Ascomycota; Sordariomycetes; Amphisphaeriales; Sporocadaceae. The record is from RefSeq and is a predicted model, not a curated record.
AUGCCAUAUUUGGCUUUUACCCGAGAAAGCAAGCAGAAACAGUGGCCACAAGAUACUCGAAACGAAUCGACCACGUCGCUUGAAGAGGUCAUAGGCGCUCAAUACACCACAAUACCACCCGCACUCCAACGACUGUUUGAUUAUUAUCAUCAUGAUGAUCAACGCAGGGGGGCGCUUCAAGUUCCGCAGACCUUGGACCAAUUUCACUACCAGUCUCUGUUGGUCUCAGAUCGCAAGACUAAAGACCAGGUGCUUUACCGUCACCAGCAAAGGGGCGAAGAUCCAGAUGCCGAUCCUUUCAUCUGUCUAGUAGAUCAGCUUUGGUUGCACGUUGUCGAUGACGCCACAAUUGUAACCUCAACUUCGCAACAUUUGGAUGAUGAUAUCCUCGAUCUUACGACUGCCACGACAGAGUUGUACAAGAGCGAUAAUUACAAAAGUGUUCGGAAAGAUUCUGUUUACGGCUUGAUACCCUUGAUCUUGGCGACCUGUAUUCGAAAGUCAAUGGAAAAGGAGCUGGGUGGUAAGAAAGAGCGGGUUCUAGACAUGUUUGCUGCUGCUGUCACAAAUACGUCUAAACGCCAAGUUGCGUUGUUCAACGAUUUUCGGAAGAACAUAUCCAAUAGCAGCCAGAGCCACGACACGGGUGAUACCGAUGUCACUCGCGUUCUCACGGAAGAGAUCGACCUGUUACAAGAGGUGAAUGAUGUCCUUAUUGAGUUGAAUAUCAUCAAGACAGUACUUGGUCACCAAAAGGACAUCCUUGAGAGCUACUCAAACUUUGUCGAUGCCGAAAUAGACAGAGGAAAUGGUUUUUACAAUGACAGCAAAGGGGCAAAAGUCAUCAUCGAUACGGUUGUGACUUGCAAAGCCCUGAGUAGGAUUGACGUGUACAUUGGUGAGGUCGAGAAGAUGGUCUUCGUGGCCAAAGAAACCCAGAACAACCUGCACACUCAUCUGGAUCUUCGACAGAGAGAUGCGAAUCUCAAUGAAGCAGUAUGGGCACGUAAAGCGGCCCAAGAAACCACGCAGCAGAGCAGAACCAUCAUGGUUUUUACCGUGGUCACAAUAUUUUUUCUACCAAUCACCUUCCUCUCUUCACUAUUUGCGCUCGACAUUACCGUAUUUCCUCACGACGACGAAGGCGAUCUCAAGUACGGCCCUGGCUGGGCGUUUUCAUGGUUAUUCGGUAUGACCAUUGCCGUAUCUUUACCACUGGUCCUGCUUGCCUUCUACGUCAAUGAAGUCGCAUUACUUUGGAAGAAGUGGAUGGCGCGUUGGCAAAAAGACCAGAAUCGCGGCGUCGGCGUCAAUGAAAGAGUUGGGUUUUUCCCAAUCACGAGGAUAAUGAACUCGCGGCUCAGAUUUAGGACAAAAGGUUCGCGCAAAAUGGACAGGGCCGAAGGUACUGGCGCAAAAGAAGUGGUAUAG